Saprolegnia parasitica CBS 223.65 is the source of this 1267-nucleotide messenger RNA. RefSeq names its product NAK/MPSK protein kinase. The coding region runs from base 1 to 1230 and encodes 409 amino acids. The transcript is spliced from 4 exons. Gene Ontology annotation, molecular function: ATP binding; protein serine/threonine kinase activity. Lineage: Eukaryota; Oomycota; Saprolegniomycetes; Saprolegniales; Saprolegniaceae. The record is from RefSeq and is a predicted model, not a curated record. Gene Ontology annotation, cellular component: cytoplasm. Gene Ontology annotation, biological process: protein phosphorylation.
AUGCACCCCGGGGCACAGGGCUCGGGAAAGAUCGCAACCAUGGGCAACGCCAAGUCGGUCAAGCUCAACGGCCGCGUGUACGAGGUCUGCGGGAAGCUCGGCAGCGGCGGCUUCUCCGAGGUCUACCUCGUCGAGGGCCAUCGUCAUGGCAGGAAGCAGCGCUACGCGCUCAAGGUCAUGGCGUGCGUCGAGGACGACCAGCUGCAGCGGGCGCUGCUCGAGAUCCAGCUGCAUCGGCGCCUCGCCCACCCCAACGUGCUCCCGCUCGUCGAGUCGGAGAUCCGCAUGAAGCGCUAUGGCCAGCGGUCCGAGGUCGAGAACGUGCUCGGGCGGACGAAGGAGGUGCUUUUGCUCUUCCCCGUCCUGGCCCGCGGGUCCAUCCAAGACGUCUUGAACGACGCUGCCACGCAGAAGGCGCCUGCGUUCACGCAAGACGAGUGCGUCCGCCUCUUUGAAGGGAUCGUCCGAGGUGUCAUGGAGAUCCACCAGCUCGGACUCGCCCAUCGCGAUCUCAAGCCGGCCAACAUCCUCCUCGAUGAUGCCAACACGCCGGUCGUCAUGGACCUCGGGUCCGUAGCGCCCUUGACGACGCGCGUGACGUCGCAACACGAUGCGCUCGCAAUGGUCGAGACAGCCGCGCAAUAUUCCAGCGGCGCCUUCCGCGCACCCGGUGCGUCCAUGCUCUCGAUGGUCGUCUUCCUCACGUCGGCCACGGACGUCUGGAGCCUCGGAUGUGUGUUGUAUGCCAUGGCGUACGGGCCCUUUGGUCCCUUCGAGUCGGCGACCGAAGGGAUCAAGGUCCUCGCGAUCCGCAAUGGAACAGUUCGAUUCCCCAAGUCACCUCCGUACUCGUCGGGCUUUUGCAUGCUCAUUCAGGACAUGCUUCAAGUGUCCCCGGACGCGCGACCGUCGCUCGCCCACGUCGUUGCCCGCCUUGGCAAGCUCACGACCGCCUCCAGUCCACCAACGUCGUCGUCGACGCAAGCCUCGACAGUCUCCUCGUCAUCGAGCAGCCGCCGCCUGAGCCGCCACCUGUCGUCAAAGGCAGCCGAGUGGGCCGACUUUUCCCAGUUCUCGGCGCCCGUGCGACCAACCCCGCCGUUGCUGCGCUAUGCAAGCGCCGACGCAGCUGCCACGUCGCCUCGGAAAGCGCCGCGUCGAUCGUUCUCGGACCGCGAUCAGCUCGCACGUCACGGCCGGAUGAUGCUCCAGCACGCGCUGGCGCCGUAGCCAGCUCUCUUCAACGUGAUGGAUGGAUGCAUUCGAG